Molecule: messenger RNA, 6113 nt
Organism: Parasteatoda tepidariorum (common house spider)
Lineage: Eukaryota; Metazoa; Arthropoda; Arachnida; Araneae; Theridiidae
Gene: pds5
Product: cohesin associated factor B pds5
Biological process (GO): mitotic sister chromatid cohesion; DNA repair
Cellular component (GO): chromatin; nucleus
Source: RefSeq, a predicted model, not a curated record
UUUAACGACGAAUGGCAACGUUAAGGUUCGCUCCAAUUCGGUCAUGUUUAUUGUUUGUUCGUGAUGGAAUUAAUAAUAUUAAGAUGAAGUUGAUUAAUUUCUGUUUUAUUUAUUGACAAAUAAUUUAUUUGAAUUGCCCGUGACUAACUUAUGUUUUAUGGAUACUUUUAAAAAUUUACCGUUCCUAUAUUGUAAACGUUGUGAGCCAACUUUGUGACUAUUUGACAGGAAGAAAAUAAAAAGCGUCAGUGUACUGCCUGUUCUCAUAAAAAUAUUUAACUUGUUUUAAAUAUUAUAUCGAUUAUGUUAUAUAGUAAUUUACGUGUUGUUUACAAAAUAAUGAACUAUAUAUUUAUUUGAAAUAUUUGUGAUUAUUUGUAUAUUUGGUAAAUUGUCCAAAGACUUGAAAAAUGCCGAAAGCCACAUUAAAACAGCCAAGAAUUGUGUAUCCACCUGGAGUAAAAGAAAUUGGUAAUGAUCUCAGUACUGAUGAUUUGGUACGGAGGCUUAAGGAAUGUGCCCAGUCAUUCCAAAACAUGAGCCAGGAAGAUGAUAAUUCAGCAUACAUUCCACUUGCACUACAUUUAGCUGGAGAAUUAUUUUUAGAACAUCCUAGUAAAGACGUUAAACUGCUUGUUGCUUGUUGUAUAGCUGAUGUAUUUAGAGUGUUUGCACCAGAUGCUCCAUACAAAGAUCCCGAACAGUUAAAAGCAAUUUUUUAUUUUUUUAUUGAGCAACUUCAAGGCUUAGAAGACCCCAAGGAUACUAUAUUUAAACGAUAUUUUUAUCUUCUUGAGAAUUUAGCAUGGGUCAAAACAUUCAAUAUCUGUAUAGAGUUAGAAGAAAAUCAAGAAAUAUUUACAAAAUUGUUUCAACUCAUCUUUUCCAUUGUAAAUGAUAAUCAUUCUACUAAAGUCAAGAACUUCAUGCUUGAUAUGAUGUGUCCUCUUAUUCUUGAAGCUGAUAUAGUUUCUCAGCCAAUGUUGGAUGCGAUUUUGAGUCAGAUAGUGGAACCAAGAAAGACGCAGAACAAAAAUUCCUACAACUUAGCAAGAGAUAUUUUAAAGCGAACACAAGCGACUAUUGAACCAUAUAUCCAUGCUUUCUUCAACAAUGCCUUAAUUUUGGGAAAAGUGGAAAGUAUUUUAAUAAACAAACUAUAUGAUUUGAUUUAUGAGCUAAAUGCGAUUUGUCCAACUAUGCUUACUGGUGUUUUGCCUCAGCUGGAAUUCAAACUUAAGAGCAGUCUUGAAAAAGAACGCUUGGAUGUGACCAAAUUGUUAGCUAGAAUGUUCUCCGACAGAAAUUCUGAUUUAGCAACUCAGAACAAGACAUUGUGGACAUGCUUUCUCGGCAGAUUUAAUGAUAUUAGCAGUCAUGUCAGGAUACGUUGUGUACAAUAUGCUAUGCAUUUUCUCCUGAAUCAUCCUGAAUUGCGUCCCGACAUCACAGAACAAAUGAGACUUCGCCAGCAUGAUCCUGAUGAAACUGUCAGAUAUGAAGUUGUCAUGGCAAUUAUUAGUGCUGCCAAAAAAGAUUUUAACUCUGUAACAGAUGAUCUUUUAAAUUUUGUCAAGGAAAGGACUUUAGAUAAAAAGUUCAAAAUUCGAAAAGAAGCUCUGUUGGGACUUGCUAUGCUUUACAAACAACAUAUGAGUAAUCCUGAAAUUCCAGAAUCCACUAAGGAAUGUAUCUCUUGGAUUAAGAAUAAAGUUUUGCAUGUUUAUUACCAAACAGCAUUGGAAGACAGGUUACUGGUUGAACGGAUAUUGCAUACCUGUCUUGUACCUUAUCAAAGUCCUUUAGAAGAAAGGAUGAAGAAACUUUAUCAGUUAUUUUGUUCUGUAGAUGAAUAUGCUAUUAAGGCUUUCAAUGAACUAUUGAAGUGUCAAAAUACUGUUAGAAACUAUGUGAAAGAUGUCUUAGAAGUAUUGUUUCAAACUCCCAAGUUAGAGGGUUAUGAGAAAAAUCUUACUAACAAAAUUGUUAUUCUAUCAAAAACUCUUCCAGAACCAAUUAAGUGCCAAGAAUUUUUGAAGAAAUUUUUUGGAAUGCUUCAAAAUAAUAACAGGCUCAAAAGUCACAUGGAUACAAUUUUAAAAGGUUCAGCUACUUGUUCAGAAAUUGAACAUAGUGUAAAAGAAGUUUUGAAAGCACUUGGGUUACCUGUUCAGACCAACAGUUUCUACAUGAUUGUGAAACAGAUGUUAGAGCGUGUGGCUCCAGUGAUGAUAGAUCUUGCGGGAAUAAAGCAACUUCUUCUUUAUAUUAAAGACUCUCUGACUGGUUCAGGGGACAUUGAUAUACAAUUGGGAUUGUUCAAUUCAUCAGAAAGAGGAUUGCAACUUCUCCAAAUUUUAUCUGCAAUAUUUCCUGGAGCUUUCUGCAAUAAUUUUGUUUUUGAAGAACUCUUACAUAUAUUGCGAGUUGAAGAUGAAGUGGCUGUUGAUAUCACUAUUCUUAUUUUUACAAAUAUUGGUUAUGUUUUAGAAGGACAAUAUCCUAAUAUCUGCUCGCGCUUGCAACCAAUGCUGGAACGUUUUAUUGAAAAUGGGACUGUAAAACAAGCCAAACAUGCUGUUGGAUGUCUAAAUGUUAUGGUCUCCAACAAGGAACGUGUCUUUGGACAAAUUAUUGAUCGUUUGAAACUGAGCCUCACUCUCCAUUCUGAGUACUUCCGAACAGCGCUUGUUUCCUUGGGCCAUAUUGCUAUGGUGUGCCCUGAUUUGUUUGGAAUGCAGAUCAAAAGUAUUGUUUCUAAAGUGGUUGUGAAAGAUCUGCUAAUGGUAGACUUUGAAAUAACAAGAUCUGAUGACUCAAUGUGGAUUGAUUUUGAUAUGCUUCCAGAAGAAACCAAAGUGAAGGUUGAAGGCAUGAAAAUGAUUGUUAGGUGGUUGUUGGGCCUAAAAACUGCAUCGCAAUCUGCUGUAUCUACUUUACGCUUAUUAACGACUGUGAUCUUACAUAGAGGUGAUUUAAUGGAAAAAGGACAUGUUUCACCAUCUGAAAAGUCUUGGUUGAGAUUGACUGCUGCAACUUGCAUGCUUAAAUUGUGUCAAGAAACCAGUUAUUCUGAAGUUAUCAGCCUAGAACAGUUUCAAGUAUUAGCUCUUAUGAUUAAUGACGAAUGCUACCAAGUUCGUGACAGAUUUUCACAAAAGUUGCACAAAGCUUUGAUGCUGCUAAAACUACCAUUGGAGUUCAUGGCCAUUUUUUCACUUGGUGGUUUGGAAAAAACUCGUGAUUUGAAAGCACAAUUCAAACAGUAUCUUCUAGCAAACAUAAAUAAAAGGAGGGACUAUUUAAAGCAAAACCCAAUAACUACUGCAAAGUUAUUCAACUACUUGCCAGACUAUGUGUUGCCUUAUACAAUCCAUUUGUUAGCUCAUGAUCCAGCUUUCAAAAAAGUUGAUGACAUUCCUUCUUUGCUUAAGCUAAAAGACUGCUUAUGGUUUUUAUUGGAACCUCUUAUGAAGCAUGAAAAUUAUAGUUUUAGUUUUUAUAAGAGACUUCUGGAAGCAGUCAAACAGACCAAGGAUAAACAAGCUCCCACUGAUGACAUAGCAAACUUAAAAUUGUAUGCUGUGAGUGAUCUAGCUAUGAGUAUAAUUAUCUCAAAAACUACUAAUUUUGUUGUAAAAGAAUUUCCAGUUGAAGCUACUUUGCCUUCUAAACUAUACACAGACCAGGAUAAGACUUAUAUUAACUUGAAAACCUAUCUUCCUCCAGAAUUGAUUGUUAACCCUCCAAAGAAAUCUGGCCUUGAAUUGGAGAUGUUGUUUGCAAAUGCUCGAACUAAUGCCAAGAAAAUGGUCAUAGCCGAUUCUCCAUCUUUGGAAGACCAACAAUGUAGCAGCCAAAAUGUAUAUGAUGUAGACAGUGUCAUGGCAAAUGAAGAAUUGGAUGAAAACUUUGUAGAUAGUGACCUUCCACCUCAACAUAGUUAUCGUGUUGAAACUACUGAUAACAUGACUAUAACGGAGCUGAGGAAUGUGUCAGCACCCGUCGUCAACUCCAACACUGCCGUCAAACGUCGCAGAGGAAGACCGAGGGUACAUCCUAUCGCACCUUCAUCAUCCAUUCAAUCUUCCAGUGAGAAUGAAAUUUGUGAAAACACUCCUCCCAACUCUGUAGAUAAGAGAAAAGAAAGUGAUACCGAAAAUGAGACCGAACCAAAGCGACAAAAAGUAGACGAAGACAACAUGGAUGAAACUCGAACGAAGUAUCAGCAGUACUGGGAAAAACACUGCACGUCUCGCUCAUCAAGAAACUCUGCUAACAAAGCUGAUAAAUCUGGCAGAUCAGAUGAGCAGGAUAAUCGGUAGACUGUGAAAGUUAAAAAUCAUUUCAUUUAUACAGAAGUUAAUUUAUGAAUUCUUUUUUUUUAUUUUAACUGUUUUUGUUUAUUCAUGCAUACUUCCAGACUGUUAAAAAAAAAAUAAAUCCUUUCAUUCUUGAACUAUUGAAAGACACUAUGCAAACAUUAUGUAUAUCAUGUUCUCCAUCAAACUUCUAGAAUAAAUGCUAUUUUAAACUCCAAUAAAAAGAAAUCGCUACUUUGUCCUAUUUUUUAUUUCAAUAUUGUGAAACUUUUGUUUUUAAAGGAAAGAAAAUCUGUAAAUAAGAUUUUCUUUGUAAUAAAAAAAUAAAACUUGUUUUUAAAACUAUGUUGCUCUUAAUAUGCUGUUUUUAUUAAGAAGUAGUUCAAAUGGGUUAGAUCAGAUAAUAUCAAAAUAUGAGCAUAUUAGAUUUAGUGGGAUAUAAGAAAAUUGUUUUAUUUAUACAUAUGUUAGAUUAUACUACUGUUUCUCUAGCAUUAUUUUUUUCUUUAAAAAAAAUUUCAAUCUUGAACUAUUGGAUAUAUCAUGUUCAAGGGGGCCACUCUUCAGUCUUGAGAAAAAAUCAGUAGACUAAAUUUUCUCAACUAAUACUUUUUUUUCUCCAUUUGUUUUUUAAAUUAAAAUGUGUUUUUAUCCUUAAAAAUUUUGUAAAUAUUCUCUGUUAAAAAUAUAAUAAAUUGUAAUGAAAACAUAGUUAUUAUUCAUAAUUAUUGCAUAAUUAUCAAGUAAUGAUGUCACAACGAAAUGAAAAAAUGGGAUUGAUGCUUCAAUUACACAAGUAUUCAAAAACAUAAAUAUUAUGCAAAAAAAAAAAAUGAGUGUCUUCAAACAAUGCUUUAGUGCCUGCUUGCUUGCACAAAAUUUGUACCAUGUGUCUAAAUUUGCUUCAGUUUUGGUUUUACUCCUAAGUUUUGAAAGCUGAUAAAAGUUAAAAUAUGGUUGUUGUUUUUUAAAAAAAAAAUUAGAGAAAGACAAAAAUAAAGAUGGAAAAAAAAAGUAGAGAUCUGAAUAGCUUUAUGAAAAAAAUAGUGAUUUAUUAUUGCGGUUAAAAAAUUAAUAAAAUGAGAAAAAUUUUUAAAAAUAUAAUCAAAUUCUUGAUUUAAUAUAUGUGCCAUUAUCAUAAAAAGGUACAGAUUUCCGAGUCAGUAAGCUAUAAAUUUCUGAAAAUUCCGGUAAACAAAGUUAGAUCAUAUUAAUUGGUCAAAAAAUAAGUUCUGUUUUAGAGUGGCACCCACACAUGUUCUUCUUCAGACUUAAAUAAACGAAGAACAGAAUGGCCACAUAAGAGAAAAGUUAAGGAAUGUAGCUAAAAUUCUCACAAGUCAUGGGAAAAAUUUAUGUGCAAGGUUCCUAAAACAUGGGUUUUUAUAUAAAAAAAAUUGGUCUUAUAAUUUUUUUUUUAAAAUUUGUUUAUCUUCAACCUUAAUUUUCACUCUGCAGGAAUAAAAUUGAACUGUAUUUAUUGUUUUGCUUCCAUAUUAUUAAACUUGAUACUUUCUUUUUAUUUUAAAUUAAAGAAAAUCUCAAAAUAAAAUUCUUUUUGAUAAAUCUAUAUCAUUAAAUGGAUCUCAUAUUAAAAGGUUAAAUUUUUUUUAUUUAUACAGAAGUUACUUAAAGGAUAUUUUUAUGGCUUUCUAUCAAGCAGACAACCUUCCUAUCAAUCUUGAAUAAUUUAAGAACUCUGAAUAUUUAUGGCAGUGCUGUGUAUUGUAUAUCAUGUUCUCCCUCAGAUACUUUUCUAGAAUGAACACCAAUAAAAAGUUUAAAAAUUUA